UAAAGGCCCAACCAACCAUCCUCACCUUGGCGGCACUCCGCGUCAAGCGUGGUUUUGGAUUCUGUGUCGCUUCAAAGUUUUUGAGGUUUGUUUUUGAGAGCGAAGGAUCGAGAUUUUGCGCUUCUGUGUCAGAUCGGUUCUACCGCACUACUGGGGGAGUUGGCUGUGUGGUCAUAAUUUUGAGUUAUUGUUUUCAAGUUUCAUUCAACCAAUGGCAUCAAAUAUGGCUGCUGAGUCCAAGACAAGCCUUUCUAAUGGCAAUGUUAAUACACAGCCUAAUCCAAAGAGGAGUUACCAAGUUGUUGUGGCAGCAACUGGGGAUAUGGGUAUUGGUAAGGAUGGGUCGAUACCCUGGAGAUUGCCUUCUGAUCUGAAAUUCUUCAAGGAUGUCACUCUGACUACAUCAGAUUCUGGGAAAAAGAAUGCAGUCAUAAUGGGAAGGAAAACGUGGGAAAGUAUUCCUCUUGAGCAUCGACCAUUGCCUGGACGCCUUAAUGUUGUCCUGACUCGUUCUGGGAGUUUUGACAUUGCUACUGCUGAAAAUGUUGUGAUCUGUGGAAGCAUGGGUUCUGCUUUAGAAUUGUUAGCUGCGUCUCCUUAUUGUCUGUCAAUUGAGAAAGUGUUUGUUAUAGGAGGUGGCCAAAUAAUAAGGGAAGCUCUUAAUGCUCCUGGAUGUGAUGCAGUCCACAUUACUGAAAUUGAGACAAGCAUCGAUUGUGACACUUUUAUUCCACCAAUUGAUUUAUCUGUAUAUCAGCCAUGGUACUCAUCCUUUCCUAUUGUGGAAAACAAGAUUCGAUAUUGCUUCACGACAUAUGUUCGUGUUAGAAGCUCUGCUGUUGAACCCCUUGAUCAAAACAAUGAUUCUGUCCUUGAUAGUAAGACCAAUUCUGUCAAGUUUGAGGUUAAAAAGUUCUCUUUCCUACCCAAGAUGGUUUUUGAGAGACAUGAGGAGUACUUCUAUCUAAAACUUGUUGAAGACAUCAUCUCAGAUGGCAAUCUCAGGGAUGACAGGACAGGGACUGGUACUUUAUCAAAAUUUGGUUGCCAGAUGCGGUUUAAUUUGCGCAAAACUUUUCCGCUUCUUACAACCAAGAAAGUGUUUUGGCGAGGCGUUGUUGAAGAACUUCUGUGGUUCAUCAGUGGUUCAACAAAUGCCAAGGUUCUUCAGGAGAAGGACAUUCAUAUUUGGGAUGGCAAUGCAUCUAGAGAAUACCUUGACAGUGUUGGAUUGGAAAACAGAGAGGAGGGUGACCUUGGUCCUGUAUAUGGGUUCCAGUGGAGGCAUUUUGGUGCAAGGUACACUGACAUGCAUGCUGACUACUCUGGCCAAGGCUUUGAUCAGCUACUGGAUGUUAUUGACAAGAUUAAGAAUAAUCCAAAUGAUCGCCGGAUUAUUCUCUCAGCUUGGAAUCCAUCUGAUCUCAAAUUGAUGGCACUUCCACCUUGCCACAUGUUUGCACAGUUCUAUGUAGCCAAUGGGGAGUUAUCAUGUCAAAUGUAUCAGCGUUCUGCUGACAUGGGCCUGGGUGUGCCAUUCAACAUUGCAUCUUAUGCUCUUUUGACAUGCAUGAUUGCUCAUGUUUGUGAUCUUGCUCCUGGUGAUUUUAUCCAGGUGUUUGGCGAUACUCACGUUUAUCGCACUCAUGUGAGGCCUCUGCAGGAGCAACUUCAGAAACUGCCAAAGCCUUUUCCAAUUUUGAAGAUCAAUCCAGAGAAGAAAGAUAUAGAUUCUUUUGCAGCGGCCGAUUUCAAACUCACAGGUUAUGAUCCUCACCAGAAAAUCGAAAUGAAGAUGGCGGUAUAGUGCUUUCUUAAAGUUUCCAAAAACUUGAAGGACUCUGGUCCCUCCAAGGCAAUAAUUGCCAAGUUUUGAGGCACAGCUGGUGGAGGCAUAUAUAUUUAUUCAGAGUUUUUUUAUGCACAUUGAAAUAAGAAAAAAAAAAAAAUGAAGUAUCGCAUAUGUAGUAAGUGAGAAUCGUUUAGUUCCAUAUAGAUUUGGUGGUACUAAAGUGGUUUAGGAUCCCUGUAUUUUCGUGUUAUUAAGACAAUUUUUCUUUUGAUCUUAUAAGCUGUCUCUCAUCACAAUCAUAAUAUGUUUAUUGCUGCUAAACUUGAUCAUGCUCUUUUUGAAAGAGAUUUGGAUUUUGAAUAACUGAGUUAUAUAUAUUCAUGGAUAAUUAUGCUAUUAA
Molecule: messenger RNA, 2192 nt
Organism: Mangifera indica (mango)
Lineage: Eukaryota; Viridiplantae; Streptophyta; Magnoliopsida; Sapindales; Anacardiaceae
Product: bifunctional dihydrofolate reductase-thymidylate synthase-like
Exons: 13
Coding region: 212-1807 (531 amino acids)
Biological process (GO): one-carbon metabolic process; tetrahydrofolate biosynthetic process; dTMP biosynthetic process
Cellular component (GO): mitochondrion; cytosol
Molecular function (GO): dihydrofolate reductase activity; thymidylate synthase activity
Source: RefSeq, a predicted model, not a curated record